UCAAGAGACUGAAGCAACUAUAUCAGCGUUCUUCCAUAAGAAAAACUGAGCAUGUCCGACGAGUACAUAUACACUCAAGCCUACAUACAUACUUAUACACCCCAAUUAUCCACUCCAGCAAGCUCGCAGGGAUAGGAGGAUCGUGAAGAAUCACUAUACUCCAACCCACCCCGCAAAAUCCUGCCGCCCAUCUUUCAAAAGAAUUCUACAAAUAUCUACAUCUACACCCAAAAAAAAAAGGAAUCAAAAUGCCCCAAACUUACCAAAUAAUCCCCGCCACAACCCCCCACCACCUCCUCGCCGCCCGCGCCCUCUUCACAGCCUACGCCACCUGGCUGAACAUCGACCUAACCUUCCAAAACUUCCAGGCCGAGCUAUCCUCUCUCCCCGGGAAAUACAGUCCCCAGGAAGGUGGUGACCUUCUCCUCGCAUACAGCAGCAGCGCAGACCCCUCUUCCUCUCCGCUGGGCUGCGUGGCUCUCCGUCCGCUCCCAGUCAAAGACGAUGAGCGGCAGCAACUCUGCGAGGUCAAGCGGCUGUAUGUUGCACCUGAAGCGCGGAAGAUGGGACUGGGGCGGGCGUUAGUGAGUGCGAUUGUGACGAGGGCGAGGGAAUUAGGGUAUCGGGGGAUGAGACUCGAUACGUUGCGGAGUAUGGAAGGGCCGAUUCGCCUGUAUCGCAGUUUGGGGUUUGUGGAGGUUGGGCCGUAUUAUGAGACGCCUUUGGUGGAGGAGACGGUGUUUUUGGGGUUGGAUUUUGGGGAGGUGUAGAUCUUAUUUUCUUAUUCUACUGUACGGGAUAUUGGGGAAGGAUGGGAGGGGGGUUGUAUCAUGAUUUAAUUCUUUUGCAUGUCGGGUUUGAGCAAAUGGGAAAAAGAAGGUUGGGGUAUAGACUUGAUUAAGACAGAGAUUAUUUAGUUAUAUAAGUUCAUUCCUUCAAUAGUUACUAGACAUAACUAAGCAAA
Molecule: messenger RNA, 964 nt
Organism: Aspergillus eucalypticola CBS 122712
Lineage: Eukaryota; Fungi; Ascomycota; Eurotiomycetes; Eurotiales; Aspergillaceae
Product: GNAT family N-acetyltransferase
Exons: 1
Coding region: 249-770 (173 amino acids)
Molecular function (GO): acyltransferase activity, transferring groups other than amino-acyl groups
Source: RefSeq, a predicted model, not a curated record